Molecule: messenger RNA, 8649 nt
Organism: Python bivittatus (Burmese python)
Lineage: Eukaryota; Metazoa; Chordata; Lepidosauria; Squamata; Pythonidae
Source: RefSeq, a predicted model, not a curated record
AGUUUCGGCUAAUCCAGAAGGAGAGAGGAUGUAUUUCAAGUCCUUCCUGUGUUGAAAUAAAAGGCUUGCCGCAGAAUCUAGAAGAAAGCCCAGCAAAAGCGCAGGUCGCAUCUGAAAAGCAAUCAAGCCUCACGAAAGAAGCACCAGGUAUGAAGGCUGAUGGGACUAGGCUGUAUUGUAAAACAGGAGAGCACGGUGCCCGAGCGAGGACAGGUAUUCUGCCUGAGGCCAGUCGGUGCUCAGGUGGAGACACAGUCAUGGCCAGAGUUGCAGUUUCAGGAGCUGACAGCUUAGUCUCUCAAGAGCCUCUAAGUCCUGCCUCCCCUGAAGAAGAAGAAAGUGGAGGAGGAGGAGGACUCUCAGCCCAUGCCAAACAGGCUGGGGAAGAGACAUUUCAGAAUCAAGGCCAAGAAAUUAAUGCCAUUUUUAACAUUCGUCCAUCCGUUCAGCAGGAUACGUUCAGCAUGCAUGGUAAUAGCAGCCUUGCUCUGGCUUUAGAUGCUGGCCCACCAGGCAUGAGCUCUGAAGCCACAGGUCAUACUUUUCAAGGUAGCUCCACAUUUGGAAAUACACCCUGGGGUGAAUGCAUGGAUCUCUCUGAAGUUGCCUGUGACGUGCAAGAGAAAAGCUUCAGGAGCAGCCAGAGCUGUGAAAAGAGAGAGGUCCUGGAAGAAUGGGCCUCUGAGCUGAAUAUGGUUGAGGCUUUGUUGCAGACCAGGAGCCCUGAAGGUGAGCUGUCUAACAGUGAUGAUACAGAGCAGAAAGGGGAUGAUAGUAUGGAUCCUUCUCAUAGCUGUGCACACAAAGGAACAGUUGAAAUCCAGAAGGGAUCUGCUGUACGCCACUGCUGGAAAGAAGAUGGACGUUUUCAUUCAGAACAUGGCAGAUUUCCCAUUCCAGCUGAACAGCUAGCAAUGCCAAAAGACGUGCAUUCAGAAAUUGGCACUUCCUCCCUUUGUGAUGUUGUCCCGGCAUCAUUUGAAGAUGACCUAAGAAUAGGCUCUUCAGAGGCUGGCAUUAUCCAAGAGGAUAACGCUGCUUUUCUUCAUCAUGAAAGACUGAUCCCUAUAGCAAAAGAAAAUCAGACUCUUUUGUUGAAAGAAAGUAACUUUGGGUGCUUUCAGAACAAUUGCCGUAUAAGUAUUCCUUCACUCUGCAGCUAUUUGGAUCAUCACCUUGACUUUCGGGAAAAUGGUUUGCCACGAGUGGAAUCUAAGGACAAUCUAGGCACGGCCACCCUGAUCUGUGAUUUAACUCUGCCUCUGUGUGCCACCAAUUCUUCCAGUGUAAUAGAUGUCAAUUUAUUUACUAAUAACAAAAGCCUUAAAAUCCCUUCACUCUGUGACAGACUUCCAUUUACCACGAAAGCUAAUUCAAGGUUAGGUCAUGGAGGGCCCUUGGACAGCCGGUCCCCAAGGGAAGUCCUUGUGAUGCGGAGCAUUAGUCCCUUGCUUCAUCACAAGAAAGGAUUUGCUUCAAGUCAGAAUAGUGGCGGUUGUGCUGAAAUGAACGAAGGGGCCUGGGAAAUGGUCAGACACAUGCUGAGGGGGGCAGAAAAGGGGAACCCUGGUAUGGGAAACCUCUGGAGAAAAGCAUCCUGUUCUAGUGACCAGGGCACGAAUGAUCUUUGUUCUGCUACAGAGGAGUUCUGUACUCUGUCAAGAAAUCUUUUUUCAGAUUAUAACCAUCUACAAGAAGGGAGAAGAGGGACCGCCACCAAAAUAUCUUAUGGGUCGGGAACAAGCCCAUCCUCUUUUGUGUCCAAUGGGAAAUUCACCUCUCUACAGAAAUUUUGUAAUACAGCGUGCAGCUGCUCUCUCUACGGAGAUAACUGUGUGGACCCAGACGGAGCAGGAAGCACCUUGGGCUCGGUUUAUUCUCUGGAUGCUCCCUGCUCAAAUCUGUCAAAGGCAGGAACUUCCAGGGCAGAAGCUGAAAACAGGAGGGUUGAUGGUGAUGAUACAUUUGACAAUUCAGAAGGUAUUCUGGGUGUUAACAGUAAUAUUUUUCCUCCCUACGAAAGAGUAGAAGUCAACAGAGCUUCAUUUGGAGCCGAUGCUGGUGGAAUGAAAACAAUGGAAAGCAUAAUAGUACGUAACAAUACUUCAACAGCCAGCCCAUAUCUCCCACUGGCACUUGAUGGAGACUUGAGCAAAACUCUCCAUCUCUGUGAAGCCAGAGUUAGAAAAGAUCAAAACCUAGAAGAACAAGAAAAAUACCAGAUUCAUCCCUCUUCCUCAGCACCUAAUCUCUCUGUUUUAAAGCAGGGCUCUUCUUUAUGUACUAAAGUAUCAGCUCAACAAAGGGAAUCCAUUUAUCGGAUGAAAAUACUUCUUUGUUCACGUUAUGUUCUUGAUAGUUAUAGCUUGUUUGAACAGAAGAAUGAUUCACCAGAGAGAGAAUUUCUAGAAUGCCAGCAGCCUUCCUUAAUUUUCUGUAAAAAAGUAGAUUAUCAUGAUUUACAAACUCUGAUCAGUUCAGCUGUAAAAUAUAUUAGAUGUAAAGAAAACAAAUCAGUGCAUUCAAAGAUUGACCCACCAGUUACUGCACUUUUAACAGAAUAUGAUCAAAAUGCAUUUCGGCAAAAUAUGCUUGGUGAAGAGUCAUCCAGUGACUUGGGGUCAGAAUUAACUGGUGAUCUUCUGAAAGAAGACUCCGCAGAAUCACAAAGUGCCAGGAUACCGUUAGGAUGCUUAGAACGCACUUUUGAAUUACUGAACCAGAAUGAUUUUGGUAAGAAUCAGGCUCCUCAGUCAAAAGCUGAUGAACGCAAUUCUGCCUCUGAAUCAGUCAGUAAAAGUCCUUCAGAGAAGUUAAACUUUAAAAAUGGAUUAUUAUCUGACAGUAAAUUGGCUUCAUCUCCUAAUCAGACAUCUUUUCAAACAGGCCCUACAAUUUCUGCCAAGAUUAAGGGUCAGAAAAGUAAGAAAGGACUACAUUUUAGGUCAUAUGGAAAAAGAGAACUAUCUACUUUGAUAUGUACAGGCCUAGGCUUUCAGUCUCCUCAGAAUAAAAAAAAUUGCUUAUCUCAAAAAGAUGAAGCGUUAGCUUUGCCUUUGGAAGCUCACAGCUCUCCUCUUGCCAAAGAGCAUAUUCUAGUAACUGUGGUGCUUGAAAGAGAAGCUGAUUGCCAUGUCAAGCCGUUAGGUUUGGAAACUGAAAGGGCAAGCAGUUCUGUCAGACGAGGUUCGCUUGUAGAUUGCCUUCCAGCCAUAGAAGGUGCCAAACAAGAGUCAGGAGGAGUCGAAGAGAUUGGAUCCAUAUCAUCCAAUACUUUAGAACAGUCCUUGGAGGCAAAACAGAAUUUGGAAGCUGCCCAGAGAGAGGCUGGCCAAACAGCUGGGAUGACAGAAUUUCCAAUUCUUGUUCUUUCUGACACUGAGGGGUCUCCAGAAGCCCUCUUAGAAGACUUAAUGUUUCCUUUCAGGGGUGAGAAGGUCACAUUUUCAUUCAAGGAUGCAGUACACACAAGACUUCCUCUCUGCUUGCCCGAAGAUAUUUCAGAAUUUGAUUCCAGAAAAGCCAAAGAUUCCUCAGAACCCACAAUUACUCAGUGGCAUGCAGAGAACCUGAGUUAUGCGCUGCAAAUGAAACCUUUAUUUUCCUCAAGAAAACCAGCAGAACGCCUUGGCAGCUCAAUGCCAUCUUCCUUCCUAGAGGAUGGGAUAUUAGAAAGUUCCUCCAGGCGGCUCAGUAGUAAAGAAGGACAUUUUCUGAGGGUAGAGAGCACCCAGGAACUGGCAGCAGGGCCAGAGGAAGUAUGGGAAAGUCACUUGGUUGGUGAGAGCGUAAGGAGGAGGGAUUCUGAAGCAGGGGCUCAGCUGCCCCCACAAAAAGAGAAGCCCAAAGUGAAAAGAAGGCUCGCUGCCAGACAGCCUUUAGCCAGCUUUUCUGAUGAGAAUGCUGGGAGACCAGAAGACCCUGGACAACAGGCUUUGGCUCCUGGAGGAGGUGUUGGGCAGAAGAGGAAGCAGGAAUCCCCUUUCCACGCUGGAAGCAAAUCAAAAAGGCAAAAGAGAGGCCAGGGUUGUAGGGAGACCACAAGCCUGAAUCUCUGCCUCAGGGGCCGUAGCCAGUGGGCAAAAGGUUGGCCUAACUCGGUUCCAGCUUUCAGCACAUUGCCUCAAGCUGUCGGCUGUCUUCAGAGCAGAAGCCAAGAUGCCUUUGGACAUUCGCGCCCAGUAAGGCCUUUUCCACCAUUCAGGAAACUGUCAGGAACAGCUUGCACAAAAGUUGGUGUGCCGAGCCAGCUCAGGGCCCCAAAAAACUUGCCUCUGACAUCAAGUUCUUCUGUCCUAAAGGGUCCCCCUGAAAUUGUCCCUGAGGAAAAUGGCGAGCUCAUUUAUUCUGCACAAUUAGCCACAAAGCCAGCAGCACCCCCCACCCCAAAGGCUGUCCUUUGGGACCAACUAGCAAAGCAACAAGGCAACCAGAGCAGCUUGCUGGCUUCCCUCUGGCUCAGCGGGCGCCCCAAAGAUGCCGCCUUGUUGAUGAGGCUCUCUGUGUUAGCUGAGACAUUGCUGGCCCCGAAAGGCAAGCCGUUCCUGCACUGUGGUGCGCUGCUUCCCUCAGCUGAAAAGCGGAGCCAGCUGAGAAGGAGGAAGCUCCUGGAAAUCUUUUCCUUUGUCAGUUUCAAGUUAAACUCUCAUCACUGGCUCAACAGUGGCAGUUGCUGCUUCAAGAUGGCGAGCUCUCGGGCCCUGUCAGUUUAUUCCGUUGAAUCAACAAUCCUAUGUUUCUUUGAGCUGAGUAACGAAAGUCCCUGUGUGUGCAGCACUCCAGUUUUCCCAGUGUCUUUCCAUCACCCAAUGGACACCAGCCCGACCAGGAAGGCCCCUGAGACUGGGCCCCCAGGCCCUGUCUCCAGAUUAGCUUUGGGAGGCCCACUGCCUCAGCAGCCCUGGAGACGGAGCCUCCCUUUCCUUCUGCCUUGGAGCUGCCCGGGUCCCACGCCGAUCCCAAAAGAUGCUGAGCCGAGCUCCAUGUCAGCCCCCAGGGGGAGAGAGGCAGUCGCUCAGAGCACAGGCUCCCCCACCCGCGGCCUCCCGACAGCCUUAGCCUUGUUUUCCCCCGGCUGCUAUCGCGUCUGGACGAGAAAAAGACAUCUAAGCAGCCAGACCCCGACUGUCCGAAGGCUGACCCUGCUGCAGUUUGCCCAGGGCCUGAAGGGGCUCAGACGUGGCACUUCUGUGUCAGCUGACCUCUUCUCCUCCGUGCCCCAUUUGCUGGGUAGGGUUCUGCCCAUAUGGAGCCAGCAUGGUCCUUCCGCCCGUCUCUCCGAAUUUACUCCUCUCCAUUCCACUCCCUGCAAGGGACAGCCAGCCAGCCCUGCAGCCACAGGCCUGGGCCACAGGAACAGCUUAAGCAUGCCACCUCUGGUGCCCAGCCCACUGAGUGACACUUCCAGGGCUAUAAAUAAUGACAUGAGGUUGGAACCAUUCUUGUCUGUGUUGUUGCCAACGUCUUGCUCAGCGCCAGAACCGGCUCACUCUCCUCUAGGAUUUCCAGCUCUUGGAUCUGGAGAUAAACAUGAUGCUUCUGUCCCAGCAUUGCCUAAGGCUGGAACUCAGCUUGAAAAGGAUGAGUCAGAGAACAGGCCAAAGAAGGUGUCUCAGAUCCGGAUUCGGAAGACGAUUCCUAAGCCAGAUCCCAACCUCACCCCCAUGGGGCUUCCUAGGCCAAAGAGGUUAAAGAAGACUGAAUUCAGCUUGGAGGAAAUAUAUACCAAUAAGAAUUACAAAUCUCCCCCUACAACCAGGUGUCUGGAAACCAUUUUUGAAGAGCCAAAAGAGAAAAAUGGGUCUUUAAUCUCAAUCAGCCAGCAGAAAAGAAAACGAAUUUUGGAGUUCCAGGACUUCACCAUUCCCCGGAAGAGGAAAGCUCGCAGCAGAGUCAGAGCGAUGGGUGGCUACACUCGGGCACAGAAGGCAGCCAUAGAAGGAAGAGAACUUGACAUCCUGCUGAUUCAGAAACUGACAGACCUCGAAAUGUUCUUUGCCAAGGAGGAGAAGCAGGAACAAGCGUCGGGCAGCUGAGUUCGGGUCGAUCCGCCGGAAGAGGCCAAGGUUUUUAGUGGUCUGAUGUGCCUGGAAAGAGUUUCGUUUUCCCAAACCAGCCACUCAGCUUGGACCAACCUAUCGGACUGAGUCAUAUAGAUAUUUUCCUAUGUGUUGGAGGAGAAUAAUUAAUAUCUGUUAACAUUGUCAAACAGCCCUGUCUUUAGCCUCCAUUAUCACUAGGAAUUAACACCUGUGGGGCUUUUUAAAAUCUGGGUAAAAGCAUAGGGCAGAACAAAGGCUAAAGCACCUUCAAAGACAUGAGGAUUGUAAAGACUUCCCGAAGUUAGCCAAGUGUUUGCCUCUGCUGCUCUCCUUGUUCUUGAACCCUGGUAAUGUGGCAGCCAGGACAAGGGAUUUUUUUUAGUUGUUUUAGCAAAUCUCCUUAGUUUGCAUCGUUGGGCAAUAGGACCCAUUGUACCCAUCAGCAACCACGUCUUGCUCAAAGAAGAGGAAGCUGUGUGUGGCACUUCCAUCCUCUGCAGUCCUCUUGUCCCAAAGUGUGUUCUGGGGCAGAAGCCUGCCAGGAGACCAGGACGUGGCUACCUGUGGCACUUCGUUUGCUUUGCUACGCGAGGACCCACUUCGGAGGUCCAUCUCCAGUUCCUGCAUUAGGGGAUGCAGGAUCUCUGUUUCGCCUUCACCGCACUCUGCUCUGCAGGCUUCCUCUCCCGUUGAUGUCAGUCUUGGAAUCGGGGCCAGCAAAUUCGUCGUAGAUUUUAAUUGUGAUGUUAUACCAGAAUGCCAAUGAGACCUCAACAAUCCCUCAUUUUUUGUGUGUGUUUCUUCCACCACCUCAGCUGUCAGUCAGCGCCUAUUGUUACUUCCUGUUUUCCUGAUUCUGACUCAUUGGGGCCCACAUGCAGUGAAUAGUACAAUCGCAGCGUAAGAAGCUGGUUGGUAGCACGAGUAGCAUUACUGGAUCCUGGUGGAAGCUGGUGGAAGUAGCAGCUAUAUGAAGUCACGCAGAGGAUAUUUUAGAUUUGUACUUUUCCUUAUGGGGAUGUUUCUGUGCUUGGGAGACUGUUAAAUAUUUAUCUUAAUUGAAAAUUUUACAUGAUGAUCAACAGCUGUUAGCUGUCUAUAGUGCCUGUAAUUCAGGCCAGGUUUAAUGGCUGAAUUGCUCAAAGGGUUUGCCUUCUGUUUUGCCUCUAAAAUUUGCACUUUUGGUACCUUCAGGCCCACGUGGACACUUCGUUUUACCUCUAGAAUGAACUCUGGGGGGCAAAUGAUGAUAUGCCAGCCAGGGAUGAAAACUGUGGCUUGUUCCCAGACUCUCCCAUUCCAGACCUGAACAGGGAAGACGUUGAAAUGGGCCUUGUAGAUUAUGGAGGGCCUUAAAACUGGAGAAGUAGUGGAGCAGUGCCCCACCUGUGCCUGGAAGUAGAAAUUAAUUUCUGCUCCGUAUUGUUUUCCCAUUGUGAAAAAGAGAAUGGGAGUAAUUUUUAAUAGUUGAGAUGUCAGAGCCAGUUUCUUGUGUGACUGUGUGUCCUUACAUGUUUCCUGCUGCAUGCAAAUCGGUGACACCAGUGACCAUCCCUUCAUACUUCUGAUCCUUGUAGAAGAGCCCUGAUUAUCUCCCAUCUCCACAUUUUGGGUGGGCUGAAUUUAAUCAUUAUCAGAAGUAUGGGGCUUUAUAUCCUUUUGUCCCAUAGUGGGAUUCUGUGACAUGGCACCCUCGUACAGAUGCCCGUGUGGGAGUUCUGGUUCUGCCGUUGAACUGCUGCUCUGGCUCUCCCGGUGGGCGACUGCUUGGCACUGCUCCUCUGUGAACCUCAAAAUGCCAGUCAGGGUGCUUCAUCUGUUCUCACUGUGCUUUGUUUUUGGAAUUAUACUGAUGGGAAUGGGAACGCAAGGGUUCUCAGCUUGCUUUUGCUGCAGCUGUCCAGAACAGGCAGCCACUGGAAUGCCUAGAGGCAGGAUCUGGAGUCCACCAGGGUUGCCUUGAAAGAGCCUCCUCCAGCUCUGAGGGGCAGCAGCAGGGCUGCUGCUGAGAGUGCCCUCAGACCAUGCCUCCAAAGGAUGUGGCACCGGGCCAAAGGCGGCCUGCUUUCAAGCAGCAUUCUUCCAAGGCAGGGACCGAAUUACUUGCUUAAUUUUCAGUACAAUCAUGAAAAAGAUUCUACUAAGAGCACUUGAAAGAAAUCUCUUCUCAGGAAAGAGCGGAGGCAACCAAGGAUAUAAUUCAGUUCUAGGGCGUGGAGUAUAAUAUUUGCUAAAAUCUGGUUUGUGGGGGCUGUGCCUGUCUGAAAAAAAUCAGUUUGUUCCCCCCUUCCCCCCGUCCUCGUGCAGGUGUCAUAAUAGGGCCGGCAGCAGCUCUGAGCUUCAAGACUGGUCUUUGAGCCCCGGUCAAGCUGCCUGCAGCGCGACUCGAGCCUCUUAGGGGCCAGUCUUGGAACAGCAAGAAAGGAAUACUGCUUGGUUAGCCUCCUCGUAAUCCAAACCAAAUGGCAAUUUGCACACUUCUGUACUGGUGGCUGUUCUUGUGCCAUUAUCACAUGGUUUGUGUUCAUUCCUGUAACCUUUGAGUUUCAAAUUUCACUUUUUCUAGUGUUUUAAAUUAUGGAAAUAAAAAAAAUAAAAUAAAAGUGUG